CAAAAGAUCUAGAAUAAAAACACUGUUUUGUCACUUAUUUGCAUUAUGUAGCCUUUGCUAAGUUAAAUUCUCUGAGCCUAUAAAAUGGGAACAAUAAUGUCUACCUAUGAGAUUAGUAUUGAGUUACAUAUAUAAAUAUAAAUAUAUGUGUCACUCCCUACAUGUCAGGUACUUUACAUGCACUAUCUCUAACUCUUGAAGUAGUCACAAGCAAGAUUAAUAGGAAGGCAAAUGCAGCAGACUAUGAGAAAAUCAAGGAGAUAGUAAGAGAUGGACGCGGUGUAGAAAAUCACCAAACUAAGACCUGAACUUUGAGUUGGAAGAAGUUGAGAGUGGUGGGUAUUGGCAGGAAGCGUUUAGGCAGAGCCAAAAAAGCAUGUGUAGAGGUCCUGAGGUUAGAGAAAACUUAGUUACUCAAGGAACUGAAAGAAAUAGAGAAAUUUAGGACCAUGGAAAAUAAGGGAGAGAGUGAUAGCAGAUGGGGCCAAAAAUAAUUAUUUUGAAUUCCCGUCUUUCCUUUCUGGUUUUGGAGAGUGUUUUGUGUAGACGUGAUUGUUGGAGCUGUUCUCGCCAUCUUUCUGCCCUGAGAAAGACACUGGGAUGGCAAGAGGCUGGACACUUGAAGACAUCACUGAACUACUGAGCCAACUCUGGAAGUGCUCACCUCUGGACUAAUUUAUCUUAUUAGAUAAUAAAUAUCCUUAUUGAUUAAGGCAAUUUUAGUUGAAUAUCCCGACCACUGAAGGCAUCUUAACUGAUUAUAUUUAAUGAAAGAGGAAGAUCACACAGGGCUUUGUAGAUCCUAUUAAAGAUCUGGAAUUUAAUUCUAAGGGUUAUGGAGAGCCAUUAAAUGCUUUUAAGCAUGUGGUGAAUUUUGCUUUUCAAGAGAUCACUUUAGCUGCAAUGUGGAUAAUAGAUUGAACAGUGGCAAUAGUGGAGGCAAGUGUAGGAGAUACAAACUAUUGCAACAGGUAACACAAGAGAAUGCAAUGAUUUAAAACACGUGGUUGCCAUGGGAAUAGAGAAAAAUGAACCUGUUCAAGAGAUACUGAGAGAUACACUGGAGGCAGAAUUAUGAAUUGGGAUUGUGAUUGAUUCGAUGUGAAUGAGGAAGAGAAAGAAAUCGAGAUGGCUCCCAGGCAUCUGGAUUGAGCAACCAGCUAGAUUGUAGUGCCAUUUACUAAGACAGGGAUAAACAACUGGAGGUAGAACAGGUGGGAGAUUACUAUAAUGAGUUCAUUAUUGGACUUGUUGAACUGAAGGUGCCUGAAGCAACGAGGUGGUUACGUCAAGUAAGCAGUUGGACAUCUGAGUGGCUCAGAAUAGAGAUAAAGACUUAAGAGUCUUUGGAACCCAGAUGGUAACAGAAUCUAUGUGAUCUUUGAGAUUCUUAGGGAGAGGGUGAGGAAUGAGAAAAGGCCCUACAACAGAAUCCUAGGGCCUCCAGCACUUAGUUUUUCCAUGGAAAAGAAGAAGCCAGUGAAGGAGACUGAGAAGAACAGAAAGAAAGAGGGAAAGUCAAAGAGUUUCUACAAAGAAGGCGUGCUCGACAAAGAAGGUGUGCUCAACACCUACAAAUGCAGUUGAGAAGUCAAGGAAGAAAAAGACUGAAAAGAUUCUGUUGGAUUUAGCCACAUGAAGGCCACAGGUGACUGGUGAAGAAGCAACUUUUAGACAGAUGGAAGUGGAAUGGUUCAGUUCAGAACCCAGUUUGGACUGGAUAAAGAGAGGAAAAUUCGGAAAUGGAGACAGAUGGUAAAGAAGCAGGUCAAGAAAUUUGGCCUUUAAGAGGACAUAGGGCAGGAGCUGAGGGACAAGUGGAAUCAAGGGAGGGUUUUGUUUUUCUUUUAAAGAUAAGGAUGGCUAUCUUUCCUUUACCUCUAUAUCCAAUUCAUUAGCAAGCCGCUUUAGGUCUUUCUCUUAAAUGUAUCCCAAGUCUGUCCAUCUCUGACCUUCAACCCAGAUAACUCACUGGUUUCAGCCACCAUCAUCCUCACCUGGAUUAAUUCAGUAGUCUCCAACUGGUUUCUCUGCUUCCAUUUUUAUUUUGUUCUUGUCUUUUUGAAAUCAUAAGGUAGUCAUGGUAAAUGAAAUCACGGUUUUGAAAUACAAUCCAAACUCUUGGUCUUGGCUUAUGAGAUUGAGUAUAUAUGAUCAGACUCUUCUCCUAUCUUACAUGCCAUCUACCCCACUGUCCCCCUGUGUUCUGGCUCCACGGGCUUCUUUCUGCUCUUUGUUGCUUUCUCACUCACUGGUCUCAGUGCUUAGCAAGCUUCUUCCUACAUCUUUGAAUGGCUGACCCCCUUUCAUUAUUCAUGAUUGCUCAAAUGACUUUUUUGCCUCAUCCAAAUAGUCUUCUCUGACCUUCUUAUCCUCCCCAUCCCCAUCCUCAGUCCUGUUUUACCCUAUUCAUGGCUCUUAUCAUCUGAAAUGAUCUUGUUCAUUUAUUUGUUGAUUAUAUCUUCUCAUUAAAAUUAAAGUCUGGGGGAAACUGGGUAAGGUUUAUAAGAUUAAUAUGUAUUACAUGUAUUACUGCAUGAUAUAUGUGUGUAUUAUAUAUUACUAUGUGUUAUGUGUAAAUGAUAAGCAUGUGAAUCUGAUUAUCUCAAAAUAAAUGUUUUCGGUUUUGUUUUUUUUAAGUAAGUUCUGUGAAAACUGGCAGUUUGUCUCCUUGUUGGGAACUGUGUCACCAUCACCAGAAUGAAGUCUGGCAUACAGUGGGCACUAAAGAAGUCUUAUUAAAUGUGUGACUUAAUAAAUGAUAUAUUUGGUCAUGUCUAAAAGAGAAUGGGGCGAAGAGUACCAACAAUAGCAGGAGACCCUGAGCCAAGGAAACCCGGGUCGUAGAAUUUAGCACUAGAAUCCUUGUCUUACAGUUGAAAUUCGAAUCCGGGUUUCCAGAACCCUUUCACCGCCCCAUACUACCUCUCCAUUAGUGGAGUAUUGAUUAGAUGACUGAAGUCCUGGCGACACUCGAUCAAAUUUCGUCUUUGUAGCCUAUGGUGAUUCCCACAGUGCAGGGCAGAUAGGACCAGCACCUUACGUGUGGGGUCUGGUUCCCAUAAAGCAUGACCAGGCCCGCACUCUCUGUAACUUGCAGGACUGGGUAAGGAGGCUGUGUGCAAUAGCCUGGAAGGCUCACUGAAGCGCAGGUCCUCAGCUCUGCAGUUGAGGUUUCAGGUUUCAGUUCUCCCAGGAGCACGAGAUGUCGCAGCGUGCACGGUGCGGCUGCCGCCUCCGCCUCCCCGUCUCCGCUAAGGCUGCGCUCGAAAGCCAGUUCCAGGCGCGGCCGCGCACACUCUUCUGCCCUAGACGAAGGUUGGGCGCCGUGGCUGAGGCUGCUGCUAAGCUGCCGUAGCUGGGCGCGCUGGGAGGCGGCGAGCACAGCUGGGCCGGGACUUCCUUCCUCUACCGCAGGACAACAAAACAACCCGGCAGCAGGCACUGAACUCUUGGCAGCUGUCUGGGCGAGAGGCGCAGCCAUGGGCUCCGUGCUUAGCAGCGAUAGCGGCAAAUCCGCCGCCGCCUCGGCCGCCCCGCGGGCCCUGGAGCGCAGGGGGGACCCGGAGCUGCCCGUCACGUCCUUCGACUGCUCCGUGUGCCUCGAGGUGUUGCACCAGCCGGUCCGGACCCGCUGUGGCCACGUAUUCUGCCGUUCCUGUAUCGCUACCAGUCUAAAGAACAAUAAAUGGACCUGCCCUUAUUGCCGGGCAUAUCUUCCUUCAGAAGGAGUUCCAGCAACUGAUGUAGCCAGAAGAAUGAAAUCAGAGUACCAGAACUGCGCUGAGUGUGACAGCCUGGUUUGCCUCAGCGAAAUGAGGGCACACAUAAGAUCUUGUCAGAAGUAUAUAGAUAAGUAUGGACCACUGCAAGAACUUGGGGAGACGGCAACAAGGUGUGUAUGUCCAUUUUGUCAGAGGGAACUGGAUGAAGACAGCUUGCUGGAUCACUGUAUCACUCAUCACAGAUCAGAAAGGAGAUCUGUGUUCUGUCCACUCUGCCGAUUACUACCUAAUGAAAAUCCAGGCAGCUUCAGUGGCAGUUUAAUAAGACAUUUGCAAGUCAAUCACACUUUGUUUUAUGAUGAUUUCAUAGAUUUUAAUAUAAUUGAGGAAGCUCUUAUCCGAAGGGUUUUAGACCGGUCACUUCUGGAAUAUGUGAAUCACUCAAACACCACAUAAUUUUAUUCAAAGGAAAGGAGAGGAGACCAUUCAAUUGCACCAUUUGUUAAGAUGCUGCUCGAACAAUUGGAGGGAAAUUGUCAAUGUUCGAUGGGCAAAAAUGUACAACACAGUUAUAUGUUUGUCUAUGUUUAUUGUUAUAUUGCAUUUUAAAACUGCUUUCAUCGGGAUGGCUUAAAUCUGUUUUACAUUCUUGACUUUCUUAGACACUUAACAAAAAAUAGUCUCCAUCAGCCACCAAGGUAUAGAAGAGAACAUGAGGCAGGAUAUGUGGGUGAACGAUCUUUACUUGCAAAUUGGAUGAUACUAUGUGUAAUGCUAUAGAUUAAUAACUAUCAUCAUAGUUGGGCAAGAUAACUUAUAUUUGUUCUAUGUAAAAAUAUGGAGAAUGAAACCAAGUAUGGACAUUCAAGGAAACCUGAAAUCUGCUCUAGUGCUUAUCUAAUCUCUAAUAGAAUAAUAUGGGUAGCCUUGUAUCAAAGUAGGAAAGGAAAAUCUUGGAGGUCAACAAAGUCCGCUUAACCAAAUUAUAAAACAUAAUACUGUAAACAAAGUAAAUGUUGUGUUAACAAUGUAUACUUAAUCCUUUGACUUUUUAUAACUAUGCACAAUAAGAAUUUAGUAUUAUAUUUUUCAAAUAUUUGUAGCUUAUUAUUUAGAAAUAUUUCUAUAAUAUAGGUAAUUUCUUAAGGACCUUUAGCUGAUAUUUAUAGAAGUGUUCAUAUUCAUAAUUUUUAGUGGAAAAUCCUAAGGGCUUUGAUUUUUUUUUUUUACUUUUAUCUUUUAGAAAAAAUAAAAUAAAAUAUAAAUACUGAAAACCAAACAGAAAAUGUAGGAAACAGUUUUAGAACUCUGCCAGCCACUCUGGAUGUCCUCUGUGUAUCCACUCACAGUUAUUAGCUGUCUUCCACAGGAGUAACCACUACAGUGCUUAUCAAUACCUAAGUGUGUAUUUUUAAUCUGUAGGUUUUUUCUUUUCCUUAAAAUGUAUUAUUAGUUAAGAACUUGGUCUGGAUAGAGUUAUCCACAGCCUGUAUUUUACUGUUUGCAUACUCAUGGUGCAAUUCAGCAUGUUCCUCUUUCCUCUGAAUAUUGACACAUGGAUCCAAAUAUAAUAGACUCAGGUUCAAUCCCUUUUGGCAAGAUUAUAGGUCAUGGUGUGUUCUUUCAUCAGAGGGCACACAAUGUCUGGUUCUCUCUUUUCGUGAUGUCAGCUGAAAUUGAUACUCAAUGCCUUGAUCCAUUGAUUUAUUGUGAGUUGGAGGAUAUUCUAACCCUAUCAUUUCUCUUUCAUUUAUUAGUUGGAACAUUUUUAUAAAGAGAUGUUUCCCCACAUCUACUAUUUGGUUGACCAACGGUCAGAUUUGUAUAGGAAAGGGAAAGUAAAUGUUUGUAUUUUCCCUUUAUUUACUAAUUUUCAAGAUAAUAAACUUGUUUCCUAUUUCUUCCAGAGAUCACUUUUUCUUUUUUUUUUUUUUCAGUGUUAUGAACUCAUGGAUUCAAACAUGUUUGAUAGGCCUCAACCCAUUUGAAAUAUUACCUUAUUGAAGUUCAAAUUGUCCCAUAUCUGGCUAUUGGGAGCCACCCCAAGUUGGUGCUGAGUCGUUUUGACACUACACUAGCCAUCUUUAAUAGUUUCCUUGCUAUCUCAGAAGAUCCAGGCUCAACUUGUGUGUUAUUUGCCCCAGACCUGGAAUCAGCCAUCUCUCUAAAAAGCUUGGUUACUUUCAGUGAGAAAUGGCAUUUCAAAAUCAUAAUCAGGACUCUAUGCAUGCUCAUUGCUAGUAGCUUAGCCAUGGUUUCUAGGAGAGAGCUAGGAAAUACCAAUUUUUUUUUCACAAGAUAAGACACUUUCUGAGUUUAUUGUAAAACCUCCAAGUCAAGUUGAGUACUACAGGGAUUUUACUUAAUCCUUCCUGUUACUACUAUAUCUCCAUUUUCUACACUGAGAAUCUUGGUUUUCAAGGACACAGGGCAUGAUAGAGUUAGACUAUCCCACAAUUAUUCACUUCCUUUAUUUACCUUACACAUGCAGCAGCCUCAGAAUAACAACGCUAAAACCACCAUCACCAAUAUGGUAACUGAAACAAUUAAAAUUUUUUCAUUUGCUCUACCCAUUCUCUAUUUUUAAAAGUCAUACUAUGUCAGCAUUUCCAGAACAUAUUGGUAUAACAUACUGUACUGUCUCCCUUCUAUCCCCCAUUUAGUCUUACUUCUUCAAAUAACUAUAUAUAUAGUGCUUGUCACUGGUGGUUACCUGAUGACUCUGUUUUUUCAUAUCUGGAUCUUUAAUGAUGAAUCCAGGACAUAGAAUGAUGUUUCUGUAUUGAAAGGAAGAAAAGGAAGCUAUGAAGACUAGUGAUAACAACUGAGGAUAAAAUAUUUGGCUAUACUUAGCUUUUUAAUUGUAAUCAUUAUAAACUUUGUUUCUUACACAUAAAUGUAGUCAUAAUCACGCUGCCCCAAAUGUUUUAUAAUUAUCCAUUCCUUCUUUAAAGUCUUGCUUACUAUUCUGCCAUCCUCUGUGAGGUAAUUAGAAAAACAUAAAA
Molecule: messenger RNA, 6730 nt
Organism: Panthera uncia (snow leopard)
Lineage: Eukaryota; Metazoa; Chordata; Mammalia; Carnivora; Felidae
Gene: RNF125
Product: ring finger protein 125
Exons: 6
Coding region: 3483-4181 (232 amino acids)
Biological process (GO): protein polyubiquitination; ubiquitin-dependent protein catabolic process
Molecular function (GO): ubiquitin protein ligase activity
Source: RefSeq, a predicted model, not a curated record